ACUUCAACCACUAUCAAUUUCUUAAUUCACGUUGAUUGCUUCUAUAAGGUCUCGUCACUCUAAUUAUUAUCAAUUAAAUCUAAAAUGUACUUCUAAAUUCCAAUUCAGUAUGUUGUGAUAGUGGCCGACACGUAUGUCGAGCGAAAACGCCCAAAGAUAAACAAACCAUAAAAUGAAUAUGCUUGUGCAAUAAUAAUAGAUAGAUAAGAUUGUCUUGUAGUGGUAAUAAUAGUAAUAGUUAUUUAUAAGGGGGCGUUUAGAAUAAUAUGAAUAAGAUGUCUAAGAAUAAAUUGAAUUUGACGUUGCCGCCGGGUGCUGUUGAGAUGUCCACGACUACACCGACUUCGCAGACACCACAAUUUAAAUCACCAUCAGCAGAUUCCUUGGUGUCUAAAUCAAAAUCCAGUAUCGAUGCCUUGACUGAAACUUUGGCAGAGAUUGAAAUGGAUGAUACUCAAAAACGAAGAAUUGAAGUGUUUCUUUGUCAAAAGGAAAAGAUUGGAGAACUUACUGAUGAUGAUUUUGAAAAAUUGGGUGAACUAGGUGCUGGAAAUGGUGGAGUAGUCAUGAAAGUGCGCCACAAGUCCACACAAUUAAUAAUGGCACGCAAAUUGAUUCACCUGGAAGUAAAACCUGCAAUUAAGAAACAAAUUAUUAGAGAAUUGAAGGUAUUACAUGAUUGCAACUUCACUCACAUAGUUGGUUUUUAUGGAGCCUUUUACAGCGAUGGCGAAAUCAGCAUCUGUAUGGAAUAUAUGGAUGGAGGAUCGCUUGAUUUGAUUUUAAAGAAGGCUGGGAGAAUUCCAGAAGAUAUGUUAGGUGUGAUUACCUCAGCUGUAUUAAAAGGCUUGAGCUAUCUACGAGACAAACAUGCAAUUAUGCACCGUGAUGUGAAACCGAGCAAUAUCCUAGUCAAUACUGCUGGUGAAAUUAAAAUUUGUGAUUUUGGAGUCUCUGGACAACUUAUAGACUCAAUGGCAAACUCCUUUGUUGGUACAAGGAGUUACAUGUCUCCUGAAAGAUUACAAGGAAAUCACUACUCAGUCCAAUCUGAUGUCUGGAGCCUUGGCCUCUCGCUGGUUGAAAUGGCCAUAGGCUGCUACCCAAUUCCACCACCGGAUGAUGAACAACUGAUGAGAAUUUUUGCAGAGCAAGACCGAAGAAAAGAGAGAGGCGGUGAAGGUGGAAAUGGUGGUGGUGAUUCACCUGGACAGCCUGGAUCGCCUCGUCAAAUGGCUAUUUUUGAGUUACUGGAUUAUAUUGUGAAUGAGCCACCGCCAAGUUUACCUGAGAAACAUUUUUCUCAGACUUUCCGCGAUUUUGUGGAUAGAUGUUUGAAGAAAAAUCCAGAGGAACGGGCUGAUUUGAUUACACUAAUGAGUCACGAAUGGAUUCGUCAAGCAGAGUCAGAGUCAGCUUCAGUGGACAUAGCCGGUUGGGUGUGUCGCACCAUGGAGCUGUCCCCAGGGACCCCGUCACAACAGCGUAAUAAUUCGCCUUUCUCCUAAUGAUGUCUGUCGCAAGCACACCGUGCUUCUCUUGUGAAUUGAUAAUAAAAUAGUCAACACAACAAACGAUACAAGAUCUCAUUAAUAACGUAUGGAAGAAUUUUUGAGGCCGAAAAUAAGAAAUAGUAUGACUUAAGAGGUUUGUUAAUUAAAUACCAAAAUACAUAAUUGAAAUUAAAAUCAACUUACAAUAAUGGCCUAAGAAAUAAUAAAUGUAAUGUUUUUAUCAAGCAGUUAAAUAUUUAAACAAUAUUAUGACCAAGCUGCAAAAAAGUGAAUACCUAACCUGAUUGACUCAAAAGUCAGUUUUCGAAUUUACGGCAUUGAUGAUACAAUAGUUUAGUAUAUGCAAAAGUUUUUACAUAAAUUAUUGAAUACAUUAUUAGUCAUUUUCCAAGUCUGUGUGAUCGUGAUUUGUUUUAUAUUUCAGUGAAUAGUAUUUUGAGAAUAUCAAUCCCAUGUAUGUGAUACUUUGUGCAUUUUAUGGUGUAAUGUCUACUUUUAACCAUUUUUAGGGACACAGGUGUAAUAAAGACACUAAAACUAAUAAAAAAUGUAAUGAUGAAUAUAAAUAUACAAAAUGUGAUCAGUUGGGUACAUUCUUUGAUGGAAUUUUUAACUUUUAUAAU
Messenger RNA from Ctenocephalides felis (cat flea), 2137 nucleotides. It is a transcript of the gene Dsor1, whose product is annotated as dual specificity mitogen-activated protein kinase kinase dSOR1. The transcript is spliced from 8 exons. Bases 267 to 1508 code for a protein of 413 amino acids. Lineage: Eukaryota; Metazoa; Arthropoda; Insecta; Siphonaptera; Pulicidae. Gene Ontology annotation, molecular function: protein kinase activity; ATP binding. Gene Ontology annotation, biological process: protein phosphorylation. The record is from RefSeq and is a predicted model, not a curated record.